Daktulosphaira vitifoliae (grape phylloxera) is the source of this 2559-nucleotide messenger RNA. RefSeq names its product colorectal mutant cancer protein. Bases 130 to 2223 code for a protein of 697 amino acids. The transcript has 13 exons. Gene Ontology annotation, molecular function: calcium ion binding. The record is from RefSeq and is a predicted model, not a curated record. Lineage: Eukaryota; Metazoa; Arthropoda; Insecta; Hemiptera; Phylloxeridae.
GAUAAGGAUGUUAAAACUAAUGUAAACAUUAAUAGUUUUUUUUUACUUAUAUAUAAACAUUUCCUCUAUUUUCUUAACUUAAAAUUAAAUUUUGUCUUUAAAUAUAUAAUGCUAAAAUAGAAAUGAGUGAUGGACGAACAACAAUCAGUCUGCGAAAGUGCGGAAACAAGUUCUUUAUGUGAAGAAGAACGUGCAAGAAAAUUAUUUCAAGCUUGUGACGGUGAUGGUGAUGGUUUCAUAGAUAGUCGAGAUUUGUUGACUAUAUGUCGUCAGUUAAAUCUUGAAGACAGUGUUGAUAAACUGAUGAAAGAACUAGGUGCAGAUAAAACUGGAAGAAUAUCAUUUGAUGAGUUUGUUAGGCGACGUUUAGAGUUAAGAACUGAAAUAAAUGCUUUACGUGUUCACAACCAUGAUCCUCUUCCAGAAUAUUUACCAACUAGUAGUGAUAAUAGCUUAGGUGCAUUAUCUGGAGGUAAACAUGAAAGUUGGGAAUUCGAUAGUGGAGCUAGAGAUCUAAGCCCUGAACCUAAUUCAAUACGAAUGCAACAUUUAUUACAAAGUGGAAGUUCCGCAAAUACUGGCAGUUUACUUCAUCUUGCUAAUAAAUUACAUUUAGCAGCCUUAAAGUCAUUAAAAACUGAAAUCACUGAACUUAAUAAACAAUUAACAUUAGCAACUGAGAAAAAUGAAGCUCUUGAAGAAUCCAUAAAUUUAAUUAAAGUUGAAACUGAAAAUGAAAUUAAACAAAAAUAUGAAGAAAGAAUAAUUGAGCUGCAUUCAGUUAUUGCUGAACUUGCUCGUAAAUUACAAUUACAGAGAUCCCAGAUAAUUACUGAAGAAAUUGAAGAAAGUCAAUCAGAAUUGGAUGUACAAAGUGUUGAAACAUUUUCAUUAAUUCAAGAAUCAGUUUCUUUAUCUAAAGAGGGUGAUGAUAUUCAAUGUUUCAAUGAUGAUGAAACAAAAAACAAUAAGUAUAUGGAUAUAUAUACUAAACUAGCUAUGAAAGAUGAAGAAUUAAAACUUACUCAAAAAAAGUUACAAGAAGUUACAGAAGAAAAAGAAUUAUUAUUAAAAUUUCAAGAUGCAGAUAGUAGCUACUCGCCUGGGCCAAUGUCUCCUAGUCGUUUACUUAAAGAAACAUCAAAACUAGCAGAGAAAGUAAAAUUACAAAAAUUGAUGGAUGACACUGCUGAAAUAGAAAAAACUAAAGUUGUAAUUCUUCAAAAGAUAGAACUAGAUGAAUGUAAACCAACUAUUUCCAGUGAUUUUGUAAUAUUAGAGCCUAAUAACACAGAAAUUUUAAUGUGUCAAGUUGAACAAUUACAAGCUCGGUUAGAUUAUGUUCGCUCUCAAAUGGCUGUAUUGGAAUUAAUGUUUGAGCAAUCAGCUACCCAAACUGACAAACUUUAUUUGUUAUUGGGUAAAUAUGAAUCUAAUAUGAUUGCUUUGAAGUUAGAAGUCAAUAUUGGAGAAGAAAUCAUGAAUUGCUAUUCAACGUUACUAUCAAUUUCUGAUGGAACUGCAACUGAAGAAGAAAUUAAAAUGAAAGAUACUAUUAUUGAGCAGUUACACCACUUAGAUGAAGAAAAGAAAAAAAUUGGAUCAACUGUUGUUGUUUUGGAAUCGUAUCAUUCUAAUGAAAAUGAUUUACCAAAACUGAAAAGUCGAAGUCAAAUAACCCCAAUCGACUUAGAAAUGGCUGUACUUGUGCAAGAGUUGAUGAGUGUUCGUGAAGAAAAAUUUGAUUUGCAAGAACGAUACUUAGAAUUACAAAAACAAUAUGUAAACGUGAAAAAACAUUUAUCUGAUAGUGAAGAAAAGUCUAAAAUUGAUUUCAAUACAAUUCGAGAGUUAGAACGGCAAUUAAAAGAAGAUAAUUUUGAGUGUGUAGAGGGAAUAAAUAUUAAAUUGAAGAAUCAAUUAAAAGAAGUUACAUCAGCAUUACAACAGAUGACAAAAACUUCUGAUGCUAGACAAAAACAGAAUACUUCAUUAAUUGAAAAACUCAAAACAGAAAAUAGUUUACUUGAACGUAAUUUAGAGAGAUCUAAACGUAAAUCACAUUUACGUUUGAAAAAAUUGGAAUCAGAAAUUGAAAUAAUGGUUGAAAACCAUUCUCUUCAGGUUAACAUGUUAAAAGAAAGAAUAAGUGUACUUGAAAAAACUCUAGUAAAUUCUGGAAAUCAAAAUAAAAUUACAGAAAGAAGCGAAACUACUUUAUAGUACAUGAAAUGAUUCUUACUGUGAAACACAUUUAAUCUUUGAAUGAACAUUUAUAAAAUGUUUUACUUGAAAUACUAUAUAUUUUUUCAAAUUUAACAUCCAUUUCUUGUAUUAUUAGGAAAAUUUGAUUUUAACUAUAUCAGAUCUAGUCUUUAAAUGUACUUUUACUAUAUUAAGAUAAUUAUUUAUUGCUUUUUAAAAGCUUAUUGAUUAUACAAUAGCUUUUAUAGGCUAUUUAACAAGACUUGAAUUCUUAAUAAUCUCAACUUUGAUCAAAUUAUACAUCUUUUUAUUACAACUGUAGCUUUUAUACUUCACAUUAACAAAUCAAACUUA